Messenger RNA from Conger conger (European conger), 2390 nucleotides. It is a transcript of the gene capzb, whose product is annotated as capping actin protein of muscle Z-line subunit beta. The record is from RefSeq and is a predicted model, not a curated record. NCBI's taxonomy places the organism in Eukaryota, Metazoa, Chordata, Actinopteri, Anguilliformes, Congridae. Gene Ontology annotation, cellular component: cytoplasm; F-actin capping protein complex. The transcript is spliced from 10 exons. Bases 221 to 1054 code for a protein of 277 amino acids. Gene Ontology annotation, biological process: barbed-end actin filament capping; actin cytoskeleton organization; cell morphogenesis. Gene Ontology annotation, molecular function: actin filament binding.
CCCCCCGCUCUCACCACCCCAUCGGUCCCCGGUUGAGGAAGUGAAUUCGCUGACGGGGCUGGGUUCUGAGGGAGAGAGAGGCGAACAGAAACAGCAGCAACUCGGAAGGAAUAGAAAUAACAACAAGAGAAGGAAAAAAAGCUAAAUAAGCAAACGAAAGUAUAAAGAAAUCCGCUAAAGCAUAUUUUACUGCUGAGAGCCGACACCGAGAGCCGCAGACAUGAAUGACCAGCAGUUAGACUGUGCCCUGGACCUGAUGAGGCGUCUGCCUCCGCAGCAGAUCGAGAAGAACCUCAGUGACCUGAUUGACCUGGUCCCCAGUCUAUGCGAGGAUCUGCUGUCCUCUGUCGACCAGCCCCUGAAGAUCGCCCGUGACAAGGUGGUGGGCAAGGACUACCUGCUCUGUGACUACAACCGUGAUGGGGACUCCUACAGAUCUCCCUGGAGCAAUAAGUAUGAGCCCCCAAUUGAUGACGGUGCCAUGCCAUCUGCACGCCUGCGUAAGCUGGAGGUGGAGGCCAACAAUGCCUUCGACCAGUACAGAGACCUGUACUUUGAGGGCGGCGUGUCAUCGGUCUACCUGUGGGACCUGGACCACGGCUUCGCAGGCGUCAUCCUCAUUAAGAAGGCCGGAGACGGCUCCAAGAAGAUCAAGGGCUGCUGGGACUCCAUCCAUGUGGUGGAGGUGCAGGAGAAGUCGAGCGGUCGCACCGCUCACUACAAACUGACCUCCACCGUGAUGCUGUGGCUACAGACGACCAAGACGGGCUCUGGCACCAUGAACCUGGGAGGCAGCCUCACCAGACAGAUGGAGAAAGAUGAGACGGUGGGGGAGUCGUCCCCGCACAUCGCCAACAUCGGCCGCCUGGUGGAGGACAUGGAAAACAAGAUUCGCUCCACCCUGAACGAGAUAUACUUUGGAAAGACCAAGGACAUUGUUAACGGUCUGAGAUCUAUUGACUCUUUGCCUGAUAAUCAAAAGUACCGGCAGCUCCAGAAGGAGCUGUCUCAGGUCCUCACCCAGCGGCAGAUCUACAUUCAGCCCGAUGACUAGGGCUGGAGGAGUGUUCAGACCAUGGGUGACAAGUCAAAGCAGGAGGCUCUGAAGAACGACCUUAUUAAGGCACUCAAAGGCAAACAACAAAGUUAGAGAUGCUGUUCUCUAUCUCUCUCUUUCUCUCCUUCUCUUACUCACUCUCAUUCGUUCAUUCAUCACAUCUUUAUCUUUGCCCUCUCUUUCUUCACAUCACUCCCACCAUCUUUUGUCAUGUUGCUUUCACUAUCUCGCCACUCUUUCCCUGUCUCUCAGUGCUGCACUCUAGUUCUUUAGGCUAAAAAAAGGAAAGCAGUUUUUCAUCGGUUUUUUUUGUUUGUUUUUUUUUAAACAUUUUCCAAAGCAUCGCAUUCUCAUCAAAGCCAUUCGCUAACCACAUUGUUGUUAUAAAUACUAGUAUUAUAAUUAUUAUGAUGGUAUAACCGUAUGAUAAUGAUCCCUGCGUAUGUUUCACUGUUGGGGUCUCCUGAUGAAUAUCUUCCUGAUGCUUUUGCAUUGUCCACGAGACUGCGGGGCUCAGGGUGACUCAGACUGAAUAAACAAAAGCCAGAGUUCAGAUGGCGGGGUCAGGCUAUUGAAUAGUCUUUUUUUUCUAUGCCCGUUAAUAUGAUGAUAUGUAUAUUAUUAUUGGUAUCGUCUCGGCACCCCAUCUCCCUGUGCUAAUGGUAACUGUUACUCUUCUGGGUGAUGUAGUACUGGGGGUUAAAGAGAUUGGGGAAGUGCGUCUCCGGUUUUUUCUUUGCUAUGGGUCAACGGUUAGCGCAGUGUCUCGCUCUGUCUGAUCGCGUGUCUGUUAGUCUGUCAGGUCAGCGGUAAGGGGGGGGGGGGGGGGUCACAGCCAACUGGACAGACGUAUGUGUCGACAUGCAGAGAGUGUGAGGAAGAAUUGAACAAAUGUACUGUGUAUCACUCUGCCAUCUUCAUCUCUCCACUCCCCCCUUACCCCUCCCAACAUCCCUCUCCAGUGUUUAUUCGGCUGGGUGGGGGGAGGUUUCCGCUCCUCUGUCCUGCCAGAAGUUCUUUUUGUUUUUAUUUGAGGGUUUUUUUUUUUGUUGUCAGUUUGCCUUUUUUUGUAAAGCUUGUUUCAUGUUGUAUUAGAGCCUCCAACACCAAUAAAAUUUGAAAUGGUAAAUAAUGUUAUUUUUCUAUAUGGUAAUGCAUAUAUAAAGCAUGUAUAAAUGUUAUUGUGUGUUAUAACUCUAGUGAGCUUCCAUGGAAAAACCAGUGUAUAUACAGUUAAAUGCAAAAGUAUUUGGAACAGUCACACAAUUGUGUUGUUUUGGCUCUGUACUCCACCAUAUUGGAUUUGAAAUAAAACGAUGAAUAUGAGGUGAAA